This is a messenger RNA of Cheilinus undulatus (humphead wrasse), 5440 nucleotides long. It is a transcript of the gene arel1, whose product is annotated as apoptosis resistant E3 ubiquitin protein ligase 1. Gene Ontology annotation, biological process: positive regulation of protein catabolic process; protein polyubiquitination; proteasome-mediated ubiquitin-dependent protein catabolic process. Gene Ontology annotation, molecular function: ubiquitin-protein transferase activity. The coding region runs from base 286 to 3348 and encodes 1020 amino acids. NCBI's taxonomy places the organism in Eukaryota, Metazoa, Chordata, Actinopteri, Labriformes, Labridae. The record is from RefSeq and is a predicted model, not a curated record. The transcript has 22 exons.
GGAUAUCAUUGCCUGUGCAUUUUCGUUUCGUGUAGCUGUGCAGUAGCGUACGAUGUUUCGGGAACGUGCUGUGAGGUGCAUCUUGACAACCGACACGGCUCGGCGACGAGCUUUCUAAAUUUACGCUGACAUUGUUGGCUAACUUCGCUAGCUGUUAGCAUUAUGUUGCCGUUGGAGAACAGUAGCAGUUUGUCGUUUUAGGAGACUCCAUUAGCCCCCUGGCAAGAGGCUGAGUUUUUCCUUUGAGCACGAAAGAGGUCUCAGUGAAGGCUGAAAGAUGGUCUGAUGGACCGCCGCUUCUUCCUGACCUUCCUCUUUUGCUCAGUGUCGUGGAUCUUCUUCUGGGAAGUGCGCUGGAAGAAAGGGAAAGAAAGUCAAAUUGAGGAAUGGCUCCAAGGACAUAGCCUCUCUCAGUACAGGCAUUUAUUUGAAGAUGUACAGACACUGGAGGAGCUGAGCCUGAGUGUACUAAGUCGUCUGGAAGAGGUGGUAAAGGAACAGCAGCGCUGGAGGGAGAUUGCAGAGGCCCACAUCCAGCUGCUCCGAGACUUUGCCUUCCAGGAGUGGCUCUGUUCCCAGAACCUGGAGCACUAUUACCAAACGCUGAAGACGUUGGGUUGUUUGAAUCUGGAUGACUUGUCUCGGUUUGACAGUCAGCUGCAGCUGUCUCUAGCUGCCUGGGGCUACUACUACGAAGACUACAUCAAGUUGUCCACAGGCAUCAAGAUCCUGCAAGCGUCCAGAGGGAGUCGGGACCAGGACUACGAGAUCCGGCUGGUGCACAGUCUUGCUGAGAGACGUCUGAAUGAGAAGUGGUCACUUGCUGGAGCUCUUGUAUUUGGCUGUACUGUGGCACUGUGCUUCUUGAUAAGGGACCUCAUGUUUUACGUUAUUGGUGGAAUUACUGUUUCCAUCAUAGCGUUUGUCUUUACCAUCAAGUUCCUCUGUGAGCUCGCAGCGAGAGUUGUCAGCUUCCUGCAAAAUGAGGAUCCAGGGCGACGCGGUGACCGCAGCAUCUACGACUAUGUCCGGGGAAACUACCUGGACCCACGCUCCUGCAAGGUGUCCUGGGAUUGGAAGGAGCCGCAGGAAGUGGGGCAGACUAUGAGCUUCAGAGUUCAGCUGUUCUACAAGAAUGGUCAGCCUUUCCCCGCCCAUCGGCCCGUAGGACUGCGGGUCAACAUCACCCACAUUGAACUGGCUCUGGACAUACCUGUUACACAGGAGGUCUUGCAAGAACCAGAGUCCAAUGUUGUCAAAGUGGCCUUCACAGUGCGCAAGGCUGGGCGCUAUGAGGUCGCUGUCAAGUUAGGCGGCCUCAAUGUGGCCUACAGCCCGUAUUAUAAGAUAUUUCAGCCAGGUACAGUUGUUCCAUCUAAAACCAAAAUAGCCUACCAUUUCUCCACGCUGGUGUUAACAAACUGCCAGCAGCACACUCUGCAGAUUGAGCCCAGGGACGAAUAUGGAAACCCCACCAGUAACUCAACCUCUCUCACAGAUGAAACCAACUACAGCGUCCAUGUGCAUUCACUGGGCACAGUGGAUGAUGACAGUAUGGAGGAAUACUACAGCAAAUCAGUCACACUCAACAAGCAGCAGUGCCAGGUUCUGCUGAGACUGACCCUGAGGAAGACGGGAUGUUUCAGGGCCCGCAUCUCCUACAAGGAUCAGCCGCUCAGCAAUGGGGAAUUUGACAUUAUUGUUCUCAGUGAGAAUGAGAAAGCCUGCGUGGAGAAGAAUGUGUCCACUCCAGGCAUAAGUAUCUACUUUGAGGCAUACCUUUACAGCAGUGGAAACUACAGCACUUCCUCGUGGCAGUUACCAGCCUCCUCUCUGCUGGCACCUCAGAGGAGGCCGUCCAUGGGAGAGGAGGAGGAUGAGCAUGAUUCUCCUGUGGAGGGACAACCCGAGAAGGUCAAGAAACCAAAAAAGGUCUACUGUUACAUAUCGCCAAAGCAAUUAUCCGUGAAGGAGUUCUACCUGAAAAUUAUUCCAUGGCGCCUUUUCACCUUUCGAGUAUGUCCAGGAACAAAGUUUACCUACUAUGGUCCUGACCCAGUACACAAGUAUCUAACUCUGGUGGUGGAUGAUGGGAUACAGCCUCCAGUGGAGCUCAGCUGUAAAGACAGAAACAUCAUGGCUGCCACCUUCAUUCGCUUUCUUCACAAGAACAUUGGUGGCUCUGAAACGUUCCAAGACAAGGUGAACUUCUUUCAACGUGAACUCAGGCACAUCCACUCCAAGAGACCUCGCACCAAGACCUGCCUAAAAAUAACCCGACACUCCAUUCUUGACUCAUCUCUGAAGGCCACAAGGAACUUCUCAGUGUCAGACUGGAGCAAGAACUUUGAGGUUGUGUUUCUGGACGAAGAGGCUUUGGACUGGGGAGGACCUCGCCGGGAGUGGUUUGAGCUGAUUUGUAAGACCCUCUUUGACACCUCCAACCAGCUCUUCACCCGCUUCAGUGACAACAACCAAGGCCUGGUGCAUCCAAACCCUGAGCGGCCAGCCCACCUGCGUCUAAAGAUGUAUGAGUUUGCAGGUCGUAUCGUAGGGAAGUGCCUGUAUGAGUCUGCUCUGGGUGGGGCCUACAAACAGCUGGUCCGAGCUCGCUUUACACGUUCCUUCUUGGCCCAGAUCAUUGGCCUCAGGAUGAACUACAAGUACUUUGAGACGGAUGACCAGGAGUUCUACAAAACUAAAGUGUGUUUCAUCCUAAACAAUGACGUGAGUGAAAUGGACCUGGUGUUCGCUGAGGAGAAGUACAGCAAGUCAGGACAGCUGGAGAAGGUGGUGGAGCUGAUAUCAGGGGGGGCUCAGAUCGCUGUUACCAAUGAAAACAAGAUGCAUUAUCUCAACCUGCUGGCGCAGUAUAGGCUGGCCAGCCAGGUGAGGGAUGAGGUGGAACACUUCCUGAAAGGUUUGAACGAGCUCGUUCCAGAAAACCUGCUGGCCAUAUUUGAUGAGAAUGAGCUAGAGCUGUUGAUGUGUGGCACUGGUGAUAUAAACGUGCAAGACUUUAAAGCCCAUGCUGUGAUUGUUGGAGGGUCCUGGCACUUCAGAGAGAAAGUGAUGAAGUGGUUCUGGGCUGUAGUGUCCAGCUUCACCCAGGAGGAGUUAGCUCGACUGCUGCAGUUUACCACCGGCUCCUCUCAGCUUCCUCCUGGGGGAUUCAACACUUUAUGCCCCUCAUUCCAGAUCAUCGCUGCCCCCACACACAGCACCCUUCCCACCGCACACACGUGUUUUAACCAGCUGUGCCUCCCUACCUACGACUCCUACGAGGAGCUUCACAAGAUGCUGAAGCUGGCCAUCAGUGAGGGCAGUGAAGGCUUCGGCAUGCUCUGACUCUCACAUCACUGGCAUCCCAAUUCCCUUUGUGCAGGAGAGCAGCACCGUCUGCUCCGCUGCACAAACUCCCUGCUUUUAUUGGUAUUUAACAGUAUGCUUCAUGGCAGAGACUCACACAGACUCUCAAUACACACUCUCAGGAUGAGAGGACGUUACUGGAAGGUGGUGCUGAACCAGGAACUCAAACGUAUGAACUCUAGUGCUUCUGUAUGUAAAUAUUAUAUCUUGCUUUUGUAAAAAAGGAAACCACAAACUACUGAAAAAGGAGAAGUUUGGGCUAGUUUUAUUUCUUAUUGCUAAAGUUUGAUUAGUUUUAUAUGUUUGAAAGAUGCUAAAGCAAAGGCCUUCAGUAUUACUGUAUAACUGCUUCUUUUGCAUUUUGCAAACUGCGGAACACUUAAGUGCAGCAGCGGCCUACACGCUAUGUAGGUGAUGCUCGCAUUUACAGCACUUUGGCCUUAAUCGAUCAGGGACUGAUGUGUGUAUGUAAAUAUAUAUGAUAUUACUCUUUUAUUUCAAUACUUGUACAUACUAGUGUGUAUUCAUAGGUUUUCAUUUGUUAUUUUGAUUUGAUGUUUAAGGAGAAGGGAUUUCUUUAUUACUGCACGUUUGGGUUGAGAGUUUAUAUAAUUUCUGACAUUUUUUCUGUGAGAAAUGAGUGGUUUUAAAAGAAGCCAAUUACCUUCUAUGGUUUAUAUGUUUUUAAAUUAUUAUGUCUUGGUAAAAAUGUUUGUGUUCAACCAUACAAUGGAAAUUAUUUUUGUUGGAGUUGAUUUUUUUUAUAACCUGCCUUAUUCAUACCCUUUGCCUCUGAUUGUAUCCAGAGAGGUGUGUAGUUGAGAGAAACAAACAAUAGGUAAUAGAUAUUCUGACAUUUUUACAAGGACAUGCAGGAGUCACUGUGGAUGCAAGUGUUGGUUUGAUGUUGAAGAGAGUGCAUAUAUAACAUGGAUUUGUCAUAUAUGCCUUAUGAUGAUUCCUCUGACAUUCACAGCCUUGUAUGGGUUUACCUCAGAACCUCCUAUGCCACCUUUGCAUUCCCAGAAACAGGUAUACAUGUUUGUAUGUGUGCUAACUUGUGCACAUAAGGAGUUGCCUCCUUCCAGUCCUGACUCUGCAACCUUUAGCCAUAUUCUGCACAUCCUCUGUCAACUAAAAAGCAUUAUAUUUGUGGAGAUUAUGUCCUGUUUUUUUCCCCUUUAUGUAAAUGUGAAUAUGUUUAUCUUUAAUGCUGUUAAUGGCUUGUUUCCUGUUCAAAGUUUGUAGCAAUUACUUUGCUGUUCCAUUGUUUACAUGUUCAUUUUGUUGUUGUGCGUGCUGUCAGUCAGCGUCUUCAGAGAGCAUUUGGGCAAAAUCCUGUUUGGACUGAAACAAAAAAGGAAAUGCUGACUGGUCAUUUUCUUCAUACUAUUUUAAUUUGAGUAUAGAAAUGUUCCCCUUUAAGAGCACUCUGGAUGCAAGUUCACUUCUAACAGUUAAAUGUUAGAGUCAGCCAUUAAGAGAUUUGAGCAACUAUGUCAGACUUUUUACUAUUUUCUGCAGGUUUGGGUUAAUACAUGGAGCCAGUCGUAUUCUGGGGAAUUUUCAAGUUUUGUGGAUGCUUUAGCUUUCCUGUUUCAGUGUUAUAAAAGGGUCCAUGGAUUUGUUUGUUUGGGUUGUGCAAUGUUGACCUUCUGUACUGAGGAGCAAAAUGAAAAUGUUUUAAGUGCUUCUGGUGUGUUUUCAGCACGGAUACCAAUGGCUGACUACAUAUUUAUUACAAGUAAAAUUAGUCUGAUUAUGUGUUAGAUGUUCCAUUAGAUGUAACCAUUAUAAACCAAUAUGAAGGAGGUAUGUCCUGUAUUUUUAUGUUCUUGUUCAGUGUUUUGUUUUAUUGCGCAUCUACUCUGUUUUAUGUUUGGGUUGUUUCUGGAUUAGAGAUGGCCUGAGUGAGGCUUUUAGCAAUGUAGAUAUUGUGAAAUAUUUGCCCAUGACUUUAUAGCUGGGAUACUUUUUCUUUCUUUUUUUAAUGGCAGCCUCUGCUGAUGAAUGUUUGAGAUUCUCUGCACUGCAGGCCCUUUGUUUAUGGGAAUAAAGAUGAUGGACUAUA